Messenger RNA from Lathyrus oleraceus (garden pea), 849 nucleotides. RefSeq lists its product as uncharacterized. Bases 303 to 629 code for a protein of 108 amino acids. Gene Ontology annotation, cellular component: small nuclear ribonucleoprotein complex. The record is from RefSeq and is a predicted model, not a curated record. NCBI's taxonomy places the organism in Eukaryota, Viridiplantae, Streptophyta, Magnoliopsida, Fabales, Fabaceae. Gene Ontology annotation, biological process: RNA splicing. Gene Ontology annotation, molecular function: RNA binding. The transcript is spliced from 7 exons.
UUGAAUCUUUGAUCCGUCAAAAACAAAAUCGCAACAGAAUUAGGGUUUUACGAUUUAACCAGUAUAAAGAGUAGUGAACGUAGUAGAUCGAAAUCGGUGUUCGUCUUCGUAGCUCUCAUUUUUCAGAUCUACUUUCUCUGCUCUGAGCCUCUGAGGAUGAUCAAAAAUUACUUUCGUUCUACUGAUUUGCUCAUGUGGAAAUUUUAUGGAGACCUGAACUGAAGAGGGCUGGCUUUCAAAUCUUGUGUUUUAAUUCAACUUUGCUAGAACAAUUUGACGUCUGCUCCAUACUUUUUUCCAGAAUGAGCCGUCCAAUGGAAGAAGAACCAGUGGGGAAGAAUGAGGAAGAAGAGUUCAAUACUGGUCCACUUUCUGUACUCAUGAUGAGUGUUAAAAAUAAUACACAGGUACUCAUAAAUUGUCGUAACAACAAAAAGCUUCUAGGUCGAGUCAGGGCUUUCGAUAGGCACUGCAACAUGGUUCUUGAAAAUGUCAGGGAAAUGUGGACUGAGGUGCCUAAGACUGGUAAAGGAAAGAAAAAAGCUCAGCCAGUGAACAAGGAUAGAUUCAUCAGCAAGAUGUUUCUUCGUGGAGAUUCUGUCAUCAUUGUUCUUAAGAACCCAAAAUAAGCUAGUAUUAUUGGAAGUAGUUGGAUCUUAUUUUACCUUGGUUUUCUUAAACUCUUGGUUUUUAGGCAGGGUUGGACUUAAAGCCCUUCAGAUUUUAUUGAUAUAUAUUGGUGGACUUGGUGCUCCAAAAAAGGAUAAGUGUUUUGUGGAUUUUAACAUGUACAAUUAAGGAAUGUAUGUAAUGGUUUUAACUCUGUAAAGAGCCUGUGUUGCAUUUUUA